AGAGUCUGCAUAUUCAAAGUCUCACACACACACACAUAGGAACUCACAGUCACACACACCCCUUGCGGUGUUUUCCGGGAUCACGCCACUGGAGCUUCCACUGUGGAUCCACACAGCAGCAGCAGCAGCAGCAGCAGCGAUAUGGCUGCUCAUCACCGGACGGGACGGUGCUGUUUAUAAGCAAAAGUAAACGACAAAAUAACGCGUUAAUACGGGGUCAAAAGAUGCAUUUACUCAGGCGACGGGGGCACUGCGAAACACGGUGAAAAAAAACAGGGAUAAGAUUUUACCUGACUGGCUAAUAAGGCAAAUCUGGUGUGUUUUUUACAGCAAAGUAGUAGUUGGAGGAACUUGUCGCAGUGGAUUCAUCCCAGCGUGCUGCUGCCUGGAUUAACACACACACAAGUGGAACAAUAGUCUCCUGCAGCAGGAACACUAGCAGGCCUGUGGGCCCCGGUGGUGCGCUUGAGAAGAUGGACAGGAUGAAGAUAAUCAAGCGGAGGCUGUCCAUGUCUCUACGCAGCGCUCGGCCCGUCGACGACUCCCUGUCAGAACUGGCAGAACAGAUGGCCUUGGAUGAGCCAUCCGCAGCCAGGGACAACGGUGAGACACGUGAACACUCAGACACAGAGCCCAUGGUGGUGUGCGCCGUGCACCCUCCCGCCUCACACAGCGCUCCCUCCUUCCUGCGUCAAUAUGCCGGUCAUCUGGGCCGCACCGCCCUGCGCAGAGAGCCGGGUGGGGGGCUGGAGAGAGACAGAGCCUUCCUGAGCCUGCACAGGACUGGAUCUCUGGGUAUCGUCCAUGAGAACGUGAAGAUGGGUUCAGAUGGGGAGAGUGACCAGGCAUCUGGGACGUCUUCUGAUGAGGUCCAGAGUCCAGUCAGGGUCCGGAUGAGGAACAACCACCAUCGGCGCAUCUCUAAUGAGGACAUAAACAAGCGUUUGUCCCUCCCGGCUGAUAUCAGGCUACCGGAGGGCUACUUGGAGAAGUUUGCCAUGAACAGCCCGCCCUUUGACAAACCCAUGAGCCGCAGGCUACGGCGCGCUUCAUUGUCUGAAAUCGGCUUUGGGAAACUUGAGACCUACAUCAAACUGGACAAACUGGGCGAGGGGACCUAUGCCACAGUGUUUAAGGGGCGAAGCAAGUUAACAGACAACUUGGUAGCACUGAAAGAGAUCCGACUGGAGCACGAGGAAGGAGCGCCUUGCACAGCCAUCCGGGAAGUGUCUCUGCUGAAAGACUUGAAGCACGCCAAUAUUGUCACUCUCCAUGACAUUAUCCACACUGACAAGUGCCUGACACUGGUGUUUGAGUACCUGGAAAAAGAUCUGAAGCAGUACAUGGAUGACUGUGGGAGCAUCAUGAGUGUUCACAAUGUCAAGAUAUUCCUAUUCCAGCUGUUGCGAGGUCUGGCCUACUGCCACAGGAGAAAGGUCCUCCAUAGAGACCUCAAACCCCAGAACCUUCUCAUCAAUGAAAAAGGAGAGCUCAAACUGGCGGACUUUGGUUUGGCCCGAGCCAAGUCAGUUCCUACAAAGACCUACUCCAAUGAAGUCGUGACAUUAUGGUACAGGCCACCAGAUGUGCUUCUAGGCUCCACUGAGUACUCUACACCCAUUGAUAUGUGGGGUGUGGGCUGCAUCUUUUAUGAAAUGAUCACUGGCAGACCUCUCUUCCCUGGAUCGACAGUGGAGGACGAGCUUCACCUCAUAUUCCGCAUCCUCGGUACUCCUACAGAAGAGACUUGGCCUGGUAUCACCACCAGUGAAGAGUUUAAGACGUACAACUUCCCCCGAUACCACGCGGAGCCCCUCGUCAACCACGCGCCCAGGAUAGACAACGAUGGUCACGACUUGCUCUCUUUGCUUCUACAGUUUGAGGCUAAGAAGCGAGUAUCAGCUGAGGAUGCUAUCAGGCACUCGUAUUUCAAAUGUUUUGGGGAGCAGGUUCAAACACUGGCUGACACUGCAUCCAUGUUCUCUGUAAAAGGCAUUCAACUCCAGAAAGAUCCAGGGAAGAGAUCCUCAGUCUACCCAGAGUCAACGAUGGCCCAUAAGCUAGGCUCCGCACCCUCGCAGUACUUCCAGAGAGAUGCAGCCAAUCCCAGGGCUCAGAGUCACAAUCUCUCCUCCACUUCCACUGGCUGAGUGGCCCCUACCGUUCUGCCCAGGGGAAGAGCAGGAGGCAGAGUGUGUUGUUUUAGUGCUGGCGGGGACGCUGAGGUGAGGAGGACAGGUGGACACGUGGAGCCGUCCUGUCAGACAUACAUUCACUGACCCUGCCACACACACUGAAGGAGCGACACACACCCUGCCACAUAAAAACACACACACACACCGAAGAAGAAAACACACACAGCAACAUGGAAACAAAACCACACAGAAUUUAGGUUGAAGAAUUUCGUCAAUUAAAAAUAAAGACUCAACUCUAAAGACA
This is a messenger RNA of Sebastes umbrosus (honeycomb rockfish), 2439 nucleotides long. RefSeq names its product cyclin-dependent kinase 17-like. Gene Ontology annotation, biological process: neuron projection development; exocytosis; protein phosphorylation. Gene Ontology annotation, molecular function: ATP binding; protein kinase activity. NCBI's taxonomy places the organism in Eukaryota, Metazoa, Chordata, Actinopteri, Perciformes, Sebastidae. Gene Ontology annotation, cellular component: synaptic vesicle; nucleus; cytoplasm. The record is from RefSeq and is a predicted model, not a curated record. The transcript is spliced from 18 exons. Bases 474 to 2150 code for a protein of 558 amino acids.